AUGCAGAAGAGUUACACGGAUCAAAAAGCACGUGAUUUGUCAUUUAUAGUAGAUGAGAAGGUACUUUUGAAAGUCUCGCCGAUGAAGGGUAUUAUUAGAUUUGGGAGUAGAGUCAAGUUGAGUCUGAGAUUUAUCGAUCUGUUCGAGGUUUUGGAGCAAGUUGGUGAGGUUGCAUACAUACUUGCUUUGCCUCCUAGACUAUCGAGAUUUCAUCUAGUAUUUCACAUGUUUAUGCUCCGGAGGUACCAUGCUGAAAGGUCCCAUGUGUUGGAUUAUAGUACAAUUCAGAUGGAUGAGAGAAUGAGUUACGAGGAGGAGCCGGUUGCCAUUGUUGAUCGGCAGGUCCACAAAUUGAGGUCUAAGGAAAUUUCAGCUGUGAAGGUUCAAUGGAGGGGUCAGCUAGUCGAGGAGGCAACUUGA
Molecule: messenger RNA, 420 nt
Organism: Nicotiana tabacum (common tobacco)
Lineage: Eukaryota; Viridiplantae; Streptophyta; Magnoliopsida; Solanales; Solanaceae
Source: RefSeq, a predicted model, not a curated record